CUUCCGGGGUGGGUCCACCUCACCAUCAGUGGUGCCUGAGGCUUGUUUCUGGGGUGGGCCUGGAGGACUGCCCCGAGGGCCUGCCCCAGGGGAAGCCCUUCUCCCAACCGCACCCCACCCCAUGGCCCUCUCCUUGUUGCUGUGGUUCCAUGAGACAUCAGCUUGCUCCUGCAGUGUCCCUCUGCUAUCUUCCCGAAGCCUCUGCAGGCAGUGCAGGUGCCCUGGAGCAGCAGCUCCCUGCACAUGUGGUGCUGUCAGAGUCCUUAGAGGGACGUGGGAAGCUGCUGCUUCAAAUCAGAGGGCUGAAGCUUUAAGGUGGCAAAAUUGGUCACUGCUGGGAUUAUUUCUCAGCCUUGGGAAGACCCUGCUACUCCAAUUCUGGUGGAAUUCCUGGGGUCUCAGAGUUAGUCUUUCUUUUUAGAUUGAUAUUUUGGUUCUCUUUAACCACAUUUGAUUAGUAUGUACCAAGGGUAUAGUGUGUGUCCAGCUCUGCAGCUGACGAUAGAGAAACACUGACAAACAGUCCCUGCUUGUGUGGGGUUUACCAGGUAGUAAAAUGCAAGCAUCCUGGGAAGAGUCACAGUUUUAAUGGGCAUCAGUUACUUACAACUCAGGUUAAAUGACUUGUGCUGGAGAAGAUGCUUUUCAAGGGUCUGGGUAAGGGCAAGGAAGCCCCAAGAGCUUGCUGAGCUCCGGGAGUUGGGCUAGACGGGGGCCUGAGUCCCCGGCAGUGACAGCACUAGGGGCUGGGUCCUCGGGGUCUCCCUGGAGGGAGAGUCUCCUGUUUGUGUCCCUGGAAGGAGGUCCUCUGGAGGAGCUAGAAGACUGGAACCACGGAGAAAAGAUGAAGAAGCGGUCCCCGUGGUGGGAGGGGAGCAGGUUUUAAAAAACGUUUCCUUUCGUUUUUUGGCCAAAAAAUUAGUAAUAUAUCCUUCAUUAUUCCAUUGAUGCCAAAAUUUGUAUCUAGCCAUCGUUGUGUUGCAGAUACUGUACUAGUUAUUGAGGCUUCAACAGCGUGGGUGCUUGGGUGUGCCACAUACAGCUUACGGUCAUUGAGACCGUAGAUGCUGUGGUUAGAAUAGAGAAAUUGAUGUUCCUGGCUAGGAAGCUUCUCUCAGUAUUGAUCUGCCCUGAAGGAUGGCUCUGUCUGCCCUGCCUAGCGGGGCUGGGGCAGACCUGUAUUCCUUUUGGGCCUGAGAACUUGUCUGGGGUCCUGGAAGAACAGAGUAUGUUAUGUUUUAGCAAGAUCACUGGCUUUGGGGAAAGAAACCUUAAAGCUUGUGGCCCUAGGCUGGUGUGCAUCCAGCCUGCCUAGCCCAGCCCUCCUUGUGGGAGGUGGCUGGCUCCUGUCAAUCAGUCCCAAGAGACUGACUGAAGCAUAUUUGAAAUCUUUGGGGGGAUUGUUCCGACCACCUGCCAAACUUUUGAGUCACCCCCUUUUGGUGCCAGCUGUUGCGUGAGCAAAGAAUAGGAACCCAAGCAAAGUGUAAUUAGAAAGGCAAAUCUGCUGCUAAAAUCUUGCCUCGAUGAACACCAGGCUGAGGGUCCCCACAUUGCUUCCCUUCUCUCCUGUGCUCUGUUCUGAAUGGUGGGGUGAAACCAUCUUGGGGCAUUGCCUCCGUUCUUUUGCAUAUCCUGGUUGGCAGUGUUCAUUUCAGGAAUCUGAGACACCAGGCAUUCAGUGGACGUGCGUAUGACUGGAAAGUAGAAUCUCACUUCAAUUUUAUGUUCUAGAGCGUAUCUGUGUUAGUUUGCAUGAGUGGGAGUGGGUUCUUUGGGAAUUCAUAAUUGCUUUGAGUGGAAUAAGCAUGGAGCAAGACCUUUAAAAGAUGAGGUUCAUUUCAUAGACCCACUGUGUGCUAGCUGUGUGCUCUGGGCAAGUUUACUUAACCUGUCGGACUUCCGGCUCCUCAGUGACAAAAGCAGCGACUACGAUUUGCAGGGUUGUUGUGAGGACUAAGUGAAAUGCUGGAUCUUGCACAGUGUCUGGAGUGUUAAUUACAUGUGGGUAAUUAUGUGUGAGAUGCUGGCCAUCCUCCUUCUCAAGAGGAAACAAACAAAGUCAGAUGAAAAUCUAGUAGCAGGGAUAUCAGGCCGGAAGGUGUAGAGGACUUUGGUAGUUCUGCGAAUCUACCAACAAUUAUCUAUUCGAAACAUAGUUUUGGACGUGCACUCUGUGGCAGGCUCUGGGAAUACAGCAGGAGGCAUGACCCUGUCCUGGGUCUUGAGGAGACUUCAAGAGACUGUCACAUCCAGAGAUUACUGCAAUAUGGCUUUGGGAGCAAAAGGAGGGAGAGCUUCUCUGAAGAAAUGGCCUGUCUUCAGAGACCUGGCUAGGGAGGGAAGGUCAUCAUGUGCAGGUGGAAAGUGGGGUAGGGUCCUCCAGGCAGAGGAGACAAGCGUGCUCGGAAGCCCAGAGCAGGAAGAGCGGCUCAUUCAGGGAACGUGGGUAGGCUGCUCAUAGGGAAGUGCUGGGCGGGAAAGCUGGGGAUGGUGCACCAUCUGCUCCAGGCUUGAGAACCAGGGCUGGCGAUAAACGAUGCUUUUCCAUAAUCAAGGCACCUACCUGCACACGGGCAGAACAGAACCAACCCUUCCGAGGUGAGAGAUCUCCUUUCUCCUCUUCUGCCUUUCUCUUCUUCCCAAGUUCGAGGCUCCUUCCAGCAUAAAUAGUUCCGUUAUUGAAGGAAGGAAUCCAAGCACCAGCAUUCCGUUGCUUUCAAACUAGAAUGUUUAAUGUCAGGCGUUUUCUGACAGGGAUCACCUUUGGAAAAUGAAAGGCCAGUGAACAAUUAGAAUUACAAAUUGUCUCAUUUUCCUUCUGUGUUUUCUUUGAAGACCAGUUGGGUGGAAACAGACCCAAUUAUUUCUUUAUCACAUAUAAAAUACCCCAAAAGCCUGAGCCAAGCCUUCCUUUAGGUUGGUGAAUUACGUGGAGGAGAGGGCAGCCUAUUACUAACCUGCACUAUUAAUUACAGGGCACUUGUAAAAAAGAAUUAAGCCUGGAAAUGCAGCUGGCAAGCUAACAUCUAAUUCAGUAAAUAAUUGAGAGUCAAACCAUUAUUUUCCUGAAAACUAGAAAUUGUUCAACGUACUUUCCUGAUUAGCACCUAAAUAAUAAAGUAAUUAUGUAGUUAGUAAGUAAUUUGUCACUUCAGGAUGUAAAUUUAAUUUAUUAUCUUUUCUUUUAAGCUUGGCACCAGGCGUAAUAGAGGCAGUGUCUGUGUUAACUGUAUUUCAAGGGGCAGGCUGGGCAGGGAGAGGCUGUGUCGGAGAUGGACACACACUCUCAGUGGGAAGAGGCCUGCAAGUGAGGAUCCCAGGACCCCUUUACAAGGACUUUGACUUUUUGCCAUUAUUUUUAGUAUAUUCUUAGGCACUGGAUAAGAAUUGAUUUUUUUGAGGACGUGCGAGGCGUAAAAUAUUGCAUGUGGUGACGUGUGUGAGGACGUGCGAGGCGUAUGUUUUUGCAUGUGAUGACGUGCGAGGACGUGCGAGGCGUAUGUUUUUGCAUGUGAUGACAUGCGAGGACGUGCGAGGCGUAUGUUUUUGCAUGUGGUGACGUGUGUGAGGACGUGCGAGGCACAUGUUUUUGCAUGUGAUGACGUGUGUGAGGACGUGCGAGGCGUAUGUUUUUGCUUGUGAUGACGUGUGCGAGGACGUGCGAGGCGUAUGUUUUUGCAUGUGGUGACGUGUGCGAGGACGUGCGAGGCGUAUGUUUUUGCAUGUGGUGACGUGUGCGAGGACGUGUGAGGCGUAUAUUUUUGCAUGUGGUGACGUGUGCGAGGACGUGCGAGGCGCAUGUUUUUGCAUGUGACGUGCGAGGACGUGCGAGGCGUAUGUUUUUGCUUGUGAUGACAUGUGCGAGGACGUGCGAGGCGUAUGUUUUUGCAUGUGGUGACGUGUGCGAGGACGUGCGAGGCGAAUGUUAUUGCAUGUGGUGACGUGUGCGAGGACGUGCGAGGCGUAUGUUUUUGCAUGUGGUGACGUGUGCGAGGACGUGCGAGGCGUAUGUUUUUGCAUGUGAUGACGUGUGCAAGGACGUGCGAGGCGAAUGUUUUUGCAUGUGGUGACAUGUGCGAGGACGUGCGAGGCGCAUGUUUUUGCUUGUGAUAACGCGUGCUCCUGCAUUCAUUCAGUGGCCACCCCCUGUGUGCCCCUGAUGUGCUUGCACUGAGCUGCAGGCUUCGGAGAUGGGAGAUGAAAGUGGUGUAACUAUGGUCUUGCUCUUAAGAAGUGUUUUGUGUUUGCACUGGUGCUGGCCUGUAGGUCUGUGCAUGUGUGAACACCACUCAUUUGUUUGUUUCAUUCUUUCAUUCAUUCGACAAAUGUUUGCUGAGCCCUUGGCUACUACAUCCAGGAACUAUGCUAAAAGAUGGGCAUGUGGUGACCUAUAUGCAAAACGGGGCUGCCCUUAAGGAGCCACCAUCCUAAUAAAGGGGACAGCCCCUCCCACCUUUACAGAAACACCCCCCCAGUACAUCGAGGCCAAGGAGGGUGGUAGUAUCACCAUGACCUGCACAGCUUUUGGGAACCCCAAGCCCAUUGUCACCUGGCUCAAGGAGGGGACACUCCUCGGUGCUAGUGGGAAAUACCAGGUGAGUGAUGGCAGCCUGACAGUGACAUCGGUCAGUCGGGAGGACAGAGGUGCCUACACCUGUCGAGCGUACAGCAUUCAGGGGGAGGCUGUCCACACCACCCACCUGCUUGUCCAAGGGCCCCCUUUCAUCGUCUCCCCUCCUGAGAACAUCACCGUCAACAUCUCCCAGGAUGCUCUGCUCACCUGCCGGGCAGAGGCGUAUCCGGGCAACCUCACCUACACCUGGUACUGGCAGGACGAGAACGUCUACUUUCAGAAUGACCUGAAGCUGAGGGUGCGCAUCCUAAUCGAUGGGACCCUGAUCAUCUUCCGGGUGAAGCCAGAGGAUGCCGGGAAGUACACCUGUGUGCCCAGCAACAGCCUGGGGCGCUCCCCCUCCGCCUCAGCGUACCUGACGGUGCAGUACCCAGCCCGUGUCCUCAACAUGCCCCCUGUAAUUUAUGUGCCCGUGGGGAUCCAUGGCUACAUCCGCUGCCCUGUGGAUGCAGAACCACCAGCCACCGUGGUCAAGUGGAACAAGGACGGCCGCCCCCUGCAGGUCGAGAAGAACCUGGGUUGGACCCUGAUGGAGGAUGGCUCCAUUCGAAUUGAGGAGGCCACAGAGGAGGCUCUUGGCACUUACACCUGUGUGCCUUACAACACCCUGGGGACCAUGGGCCAGUCUGCCCCUGCGAGGCUUGUCCUGAAGGACCCCCCCUAUUUCACGGUGCUACCAGGCUGGGAGUACAGGCAGGAGGCCGGCCGGGAGCUGCUUAUCCCCUGCGCGGCUGCGGGGGACCCCUUUCCUGUCAUCACGUGGAGAAAGGUAGGGAAGCCCAGCAGAAGCAAGCACAGUGCCCUGCCCAGUGGGAGCCUGCAGUUCCGUGCCCUGAGUAAGGAGGACCACGGGGAGUGGGAAUGUGUUGCCACCAACGUGGUCACGAGCAUCACUGCCAGCACCCACCUCACCGUCAUCGGCACCAGCCCCCAUGCCCCGGGCAGUGUCCGGGUCCAGGUCUCCAUGACAACUGCCAACGUGUCCUGGGAACCAGGCUAUGAUGGAGGCUACGAGCAGACAUUCUCAGUUUGGUACGGACCUCUGAUGAAGCGGGCACAGUUUGGGCCCCAUGACUGGCUGUCCUUGCCAGUGCCGCCAGGACCCAGCUGGUUGCUGGUGGAUACCCUGGAGCCUGAGACAGCGUACCAGUUCAGCGUCCUGGCCCAGAACAAGCUGGGAACCAGCGCCUUCAGUGAGGUGGUCACUGUGAACACUUUAGCAUUCCCUAUUACAACUCCAGAACCCCUGGUGCUGGUCACCCCACCGAGGUGCCUCAUAGCCAAUCGGACUCAGCAGGGUGUGCUCCUGUCCUGGCUUCCGCCUGCCAACCACAGCUUUCCCAUCGACCGCUACAUCAUGGAGUUCCGCGUCGGGGAGCGCUGGGAGAUGCUGGACGAUGCCAUCCCCGGCACUGAUGGAGAGUUCUUUGCCAAGGAUCUGUCACAGGACACGUGGUACGAGUUCCGGGUUCUGGCCGUCAUGCAGGAUCUGAUCAGCGAGCCCAGCAACAUCGCCGGCGUCUCCAGCACAGACAUCUUCCCGCAGCCGGACCUGACCGAGGACGGGCUGGCGCGGCCUGUGCUGGCGGGAAUCGUAGCUACCAUCUGCUUCUUGGCAGCUGCCAUCCUGUUCAGCACCCUGGCUGCCUGCUUUGUCAACAAGCAGCGCAAGCGUAAGCUCAAGCGCAAAAAAGACCCUCCACUCUCUAUCACCCACUGCAGGAAGAGCCUGGAGUCUCCCUUGUCCUCUGGCAAGGUGAGCCCUGAGAGCAUCCGCACGCUCCGGGCGCCGUCAGAAUCCUCGGAUGACCAGGGCCAGCCUGCGGCCAAGAGGAUGCUGAGCCCCACCCGCGAGAAGGAGCUGUCGCUGUACAAGAAGACCAAGCGGGCCAUCAGCAGCAAGAAGUACAGCGUGGCCAAAGCGGAGGCCGAGGCGGAGGCCACCACGCCCAUCGAACUCAUCAGCAGAGGCCCUGAUGGCCGCUUCGUGAUGGACCCUGCCGAGAUGGAGCCCUCACUGAAGAGCAGGCGCAUCGAGGGCUUCCCCUUCGCCGAGGAGACGGACAUGUACCCCGAGUUCCGCCAGUCGGACGAGGAGAAUGAGGACCCACUGGUGCCCACAUCUGUGGCCGCCCUGAAGUCCCAGCUCACCCCUCUGUCAUCCAGCCAGGAGUCCUACCUGCCACCACCAGCAUACAGCCCUCGGUUCCAGCCCCGCGGGCUGGAGGGCCCCGGUGGCCUGGAAGGUCGGCUUCAGGCCACAGGCCAGGCCCGGCCCCCUGCCCCCCGGCCCUUCCACCACGGCCAGUAUUAUGGGUACCUCAGCAGCAGCAGCCCUGGGGAGGUGGAGCCGCCCCCAUUCUACGUGCCAGAAGUGGGCAGCCCCCUGAGCUCCGUCAUGUCAUCCCCGCCCCUGCACACCGAGGGGCCCUUUGGCCACCCUACCAUCCCCGAGGAGAAUGGAGAGAAUGCAUCCAACAGCACGCUGCCCUUGACUCAGACACCUACAGGAGGGCGCUCCCCUGAGCCCUGGGGCCGGCCAGAAUUCCCCUUCGGGGGGCUGGAGACCCCAGCAAUGAUGUUCCCCCACCAGCUGCCACCCUGUGAUGUGCCCGAGAGUCUGCAGCCCAAGGCCGGCCUCCCCCGAGGACUGCCCCCCACCUCCCUGCAGGUGCCCGCAGCCUACCCGGGCAUCCUGUCUCUGGAGGCACCAAAGGGUUGGGCAGGCAAGUCGCCUGGCAGGGGCCCUGUCCCAGCGCCCCCCGCCACCAAGUGGCAGGACAGACCUAUGCAACCUCUGGUAAGCCAAGGGCAGCUGCGACAUACAAGCCAAGGCAUGGGCAUACCCGUGCUGCCUUACCCCGAGCCGGCUGAGCCGGGGGCGCACGGCGGCCCCAGCACAUUUGGCCUGGACACCCGGUGGUAUGAGCCCCAGCCCCGGCCCCGGCCCAGCCCCCGGCAGGCCAGGCGCGCCGAGCCCAGUUUACAUCAAGUGGUGCUACAGCCCUCCCGGCUCUCACCUCUGACCCAAAGCCCCCUCAGCUCCCGCACUGGCUCCCCUGAGCUCGCCGCCCGUGCCCGGCCUCGCCCGGGCCUCCUGCAGCAGACAGAGAUGUCAGAGAUCACCCUGCAGCCUCCUGCUGCAGUCAGCUUUUCUCGAAAGUCCACGCCAUCCACGGGCUCCCCGACCCAGAGCAGCCGCAGCGGGAGUCCCAGCUACCGGCCCGCCAUGGGCUUCACCACACUGGCCACAGGCUACCCUUCCCCUCCACCUGGCCCCGCCCCUGCUGGGCCUGGGGACAGCUUGGACGUGUUUGGACAGACGCCUUCCCCUCGAAGGAUGGGGGAGGAACUGCUCCGACCAGAGCCCCCACCACCCACGUUACCUACUUCAGGAACACUUCCACCUGCACCCGAGAACGCUGCUGCACCUGAGAGGCUGGAGGCUCUGAAAUACCAACGGAUAAAGAAGCCCAAAAAGUCAUCCAAGGGCUCUUCGAAGUCAAAGAAACGAUCCGACGGUUCUGCCUCCCAGGCUCAGCAGCUUCCCAGCUCUCAGGUUCUGUGGCCCGAUGAAGCUGUCUGCCUCCGAAAGAAGAAGAGACAUUCCCGUCCUGACCCCUUUGCCCGGCUCUCGGACUUGUGCCACCGCCAGCUUCCGGAAGACCAGACAGCGAUUCUCAACAGUGUGGACCACGAUGACCCAGGCCAUGCCACUUUGCUGUGACUCCACCCCACCCUAGGUGUCCCCGGGGCGAGGUUGCUGGGCUCAGGCAGGGAGGGCCACCGUGUGGGGGUGUGUCCUCCUCCGCCUGCCAAGGACGGCCCGGAUCUUUGUCCUGCAUGCCCCCUCUUUUGCCAGAGCGGGCGUCUCCCUCCAGAUUCUGGCCACCUGUCUUCGGGACGGAGGGCGGGCAGACUUUCCACCUGUGGGUCGAGGUCAGGAAGUGGAUUGGAGCCUGGGCAGCACCUGUCUCCUCCCCUCCGCCCCCUGCUUCACUCGGUUGAUUUUUCUCAUCUCUUCCAAUGUCCUUGGAAGUGAAGAGGAAAGCACGGCUUUUACUGCUCUCUGCUUCUGUUUCAGUUUUUCAAGUCCUGGAAGAAGGCUGGACUUAAUGUCCGUCUUCCACACCCCCACAUAUGUAUAGAUAUAGAUACAGAUGCAUAUGUCUGUAGUGUGUGGGUUUCUCUAUGUGUGUGUGUAUAUAUAUAUACAUAUAUAUAUGUACAUCGAGGCAAA
Macaca mulatta (Rhesus monkey) is the source of this 8876-nucleotide messenger RNA. It is a transcript of the gene IGSF9B, whose product is annotated as immunoglobulin superfamily member 9B. Gene Ontology annotation, cellular component: neuron projection. The record is from RefSeq and is a predicted model, not a curated record. Gene Ontology annotation, molecular function: protein binding. NCBI's taxonomy places the organism in Eukaryota, Metazoa, Chordata, Mammalia, Primates, Cercopithecidae.